This is a messenger RNA of Anopheles coluzzii, 3059 nucleotides long. Its product is annotated as HIRA-interacting protein 3-like. Gene Ontology annotation, cellular component: nucleus. Bases 157 to 2643 code for a protein of 828 amino acids. The transcript has 7 exons. Lineage: Eukaryota; Metazoa; Arthropoda; Insecta; Diptera; Culicidae. The record is from RefSeq and is a predicted model, not a curated record.
ACCCGCCAGAUUGCUGACCUUGAAGAUAAACAAUCAACAAAUAACAAACUAGAAUCGGGUGUUAUUAAAAUGUAAUUAUUAGUUUAAAUCAGUAAAACCCAUCCUAACGACACCGUUUUAAAUUUAUUUAGUAGAUUUUCCCUCCAAACCCUACCAAUGGAAGACUACGGACCGGCGUUAUCCACACCUUGCCAGCCUAAUCAGGAACCUGCAAACGUCGAACAGCCUGUCUAUGCGCAACUAAUGCCAGCGGCCGUGAUGGCUGUCGAAGCAUAUUCGUAUGAGCAUCCUAGUGAAGUGGGACCUGUGCCUAAUUUAGUCACAGCGGUGCCGGUCAUCGAAACUACACACCCAACGGGAAUAUGUGUCCUUGAUUCGGGACCAAUUUCAGCUAGCGAAACUCCGUAUCCUCUGGACAACAACCCACCAUCACUGCAAAUUCACUCAUCGCCGUCUGCCAGUAAUGAGCCAAGCACGGAUUUGCCAGCAGAUGUUCAGCCAUCCACACAAGCUUUGUAUUCUGUUGCCGAAACAACUGCAUGCAAUGGCGUGUCAUUACCCGCUGGUGGUAGUCGUAUCGAUGCACCAACUAUGAUGGAUUCCAGUGUAACAGAAUCAUCUGCAUUUAUAUCGGACUCCACUUCCGGCCUUCACAAUCCUGUCAUGGAUGUGUCUAAUGAUAGACGACCAACGAAGGCAACCGAUGGGAAUAGUCCUUCCGAACCUUCCGAAAGCAGCGGCACGUUAGAUAAUGAAACAAUAUCAAAAAAUCGUACUGAAAAUGAUGGAGAUAGCGCAAUGAAGGUUCAGGAAGCAAACGACGAAAAACUGCAAUGUGAAUCAAAAGAUGGGCCCACACAACAACAAGAACAGCCGACAAUUGAAACGCAAUCCACACCUACCGCAGACGAAGAAGAACUGGUUGAAUCCCACCACGACGUGGAUGAAAACAGUAGCGACUCUGUGUUAUCGGAUGAAGACACCGAAAAUUCACCUAAUGUUUCAUCGCUGUUCAAAAAUGUCGUACUAGUACAGGCACACACUUUAGCAGCGGAGGAAACCGAUCCGGAAGAACUCGUAACAUCGCCGGCAGCAUUGGACGAAACAGAAGUGGACACGGAUCCAAUCGUUACUAGCUCGGUGGAAGAUAUUGGUCGGGAAGAGGAAUCGGAAGCAGACGAAAUGGUACUUCCAGCUGGAUUGUUUAUAGACGAGACGGAAGAUGUUCCGAAUGGCGAAGUGAUGGAGGGUGUGGCUGUUGGUCAGAUGGGUCAAAUCGUUGCCCUAGAUGCUCCUAUCAUUGAUUCAAACGAUGAGUACGAUCCACACAAUGGAAUUGACGAUGGGGAAAAUUCUAAAGGACGAUCAAUCAAACAGCAUACGUCACAAAAGUGCCAAAUGCGGAAACGUAAUCGAAUUGCAAUUGCGGAAAAAGAUAGAUUAAAUGACGAGGAAAAGAAAUCGAAAAGGUACAAAGAGUACCGCAAAACGAGCGAUGAUCCCUUCGGUUCCUGUUCAAACUCGUCGAGUGAAGAUGUGCCGAACGAUAUCUAUUUCGGCGCAUCCGAUCGCGUAUACACCGUCAGCACUAAACUACACUGGCAGCAUCAAAAGCAAAAGGGCAGAAAGCAUCAUUCGCGAGCAAAAGUCAGCACCGAUCGAGACGAUGAUGGGGUCGAGUCGAGUGACAACGAGGAAGAAGAAUGGAUCCGACGGAAGGCAAAAAAGGCGGAAGAAAUAGCACGCUUGAAACUUCCCGCCUAUCAGCAGCAGCAGUUGCAGCAAUUGGUGCUGAAGAAACAUCCAAAGCGUGACCGGUUUUACGACCGUUCGCAAGAUAUUCCGAAUGAUAUUUACUUUGGAAACGUUAAUGUUCCGUUACAUAUUCUUCAUGCUAGCAGCAGUAGCUCGUCGGACGAAGAACCGUGGCCUGAUAGGAGCGUGAAAUCCGCAUCAACUGUUGGAGCUUGCAGCAAGAAGUACCGUCAAUUGGAACACGUGCCCAAGAAAACGAAUUCUUCGUAUUCAAAAUCCUCCAACUACCGCAUUUACAAAAACCCAUCACCGAGAGCGGAAGCAGCAUCCAACCAGGGAAGUAUACGAUCCGUGCACAGGAUGAAGGAAUAUUUAAAAAUGGCAGGAUUUCGGCACAUGCGCUACCAAAAGCUUUGGCAAGGCUGUGAAACCAACCAGGAUCGUGCGGAGGCAAUAUUACGCUUCCUCCAGGAGCACGGUCUCCAGGGUGAGCCAACGGAUGAAAAGUGUCGCGAGCUUCGCAAACAAAUCCAGCUUCAAAAGGAGGUGGAAGUUUUGGAUACGAGUGUGAUUAUUGGUAGCGGAGAAGGACGUGUAACAAGGCAAAGGGCAAAGAAAGUUUCGGAAUCUUCUACUACUGAACCAGUUGUAAGUAACUUGCCGGAACAGCAUCUGCAAAGCAAGGAGGAGAAGGAGAUACAAACUCAACCUACAAACUGUGAAACAAUUGAGCAGGAAUCGCAAUGCGAGCAGCCUUCAUCAGAACAGCAACCACAGCAACAGGAGCAGGAAGAACAGGUUGCACAUGUUCCAUCGGAACAGUGCGAAGAACCUACAUUACCAAUAGGUGAAAGCUCCAAUGGUUCAAAUACACCUUUAAACGGAUGAUUUUUUAUUUUCAUUUCCUCAAUCCAGAGGAAUAAUUCUAAACAUAUGAAAGUAUGUUUUUAUAUUUUAUUUCCAUUUAUUUUGAUAGUCACUUCAUAUUCUAAUUAUAACGUACACUACUACAUAGUCAUUGGCAAAGCCAACACACAAAAUGGAUGAACUAGUUUCUCUUGUCACAAAGUAAGGCAGAAGGUGCAAUUUGUUUUGUGAUUUAUUUUGCCAUAAAAUAGCAUACAGCAACAUUGAUAACUGUAAGGUAAAUAAGCAAAAUUAACAUGUAUAUCAAUGCGUCAUACUAAUCAUUUAUCUGCAAAAAUGCCUUUGAAGAUCAAAACAUCAUUUAGAUUCACUCUGUGUGGAACAUAUUGUAAAGAAACUGAAUAAUAAACUAUGAAAGUUUUUAUCCACAACAAUUU